AUGCACGGCAAGUCGCCCAUACCGUACAAGCUUGACAAGAGGAGGUUCCAAGGGCUAAUUGCACUCGUGGUGCUUGGGAUCGUCUCCGCCAUGCCAUGGCCAUGGUUCGGACCUAUAGCUACCGCAACUGCUUCUCAGUUCUCCAUAUCCGUCAUCCAGGUCAACUGGCUCGGAAAUAUUGUCGCGCUCGUGUACCUUCCCGUAUCGUUGACAAUUCCCAUGUUUAUCAGUCGUUUUGGGAUACGAAGAGUGGCUCACUUCGGCGUCCUUAUGAUGAUUAUUGGGGCAUGGCUCCGAUUCGCCGCAACAGCUAUAUAUUUACCCCCUAGUGGUGCCUACUUGCUUCUAUUCCUUGGUCAGCUAAUAGCGGGUGUCGUGCAGCCAAUAUACCAAGUAAUUGGCCCCUUAUACUCUGAGAGAUGGUUCAACCUCGAAGGGAGGACGACCGCCACCAUGUUAAUUGGCAUAGCGAAUCCUGUGGGAGGUGGUCUGAGUCAGCUCCUCUCGCCGUUAGUGGGUACGCCGAAAAGAUCGCUUCUCGUCCUCGCUAUCAUCUCCACUGUUGCAUCUCCAGCCACUUUGUUAAUUGGCGAGCGCCCUACCAUACCACCUACCUACUCCGGCUCAAAGCCCUCUGAGUCGAUUUCAUCCCUUAUCCGCGCGAUGCUCGGCAUGAAGUGCUCAAAGCGCGCAUGUAUGUCCCCGCGCGAACGUCUCGACUUUGCACUUAUAGUCGUGCUCUUUGGUGUCCUCGUCGGCGCAACCACUGGGUUCUCCAUCCUCUCCGCACAGUACCUUGAACCCGCUGGAUAUAGCGAUAAUAUCGUUGGCUUUAUGGGAGCCACAUUGCUCCUCGCUGGCAUUGUGGGCGCCAUUGUUACCGCACCGCUGUUUGACCGCUAUUUCACGCACCACUACGGCAUUACUAUCAAAGUGCUUGUCCCGCUCGUCUCUGUCGGGUGGCUUUCGCUUGUCUGGGCUAUCCGCCCGGAUAACGCUGGCGCACUGUUCGUUAUUUUUGCGGUCAUUGGGGCGGGUUCCGUUAUCAUGCUUCCGAUUGGGCUCGAGCUUGGGUGCGAGCUGACGCGAAAUGCGGAUGGGAGCGCCGCAGUGCUGUGGUGUAGUGGAAAUUUAUUUGGUGUCAUUAUGAUUCUUGCUGAAGGCGCCCUCCGUGGGGGUGAGGACGCGAAUCCGCCGUAUGACAUGCGAAAGGGCAUUAUAUUGCAGGGUGCUCUUGUUGCAGGAUUUGGCGUGACUGUGUUUGGGCUCCGGGCACAACAGACGCGGAGACAAAUAGACAAGGAUAUGCAGGCAGACGGUGAGAACGUUGUUGACGUCAAGUGCACAGACGAGGCGGAGGGAGAAUUGUAAGGUGUUAGCUCAUUCUGUUGGAAAUUGGAAUUCAAGUCGCUGGGGCUCGCCGACACAGUGCGAGCGUGGUUUGUCCCGGGCAGGAGAAUAGCCCGAAGGGAAACCGCGUAAAGAUCAGCAUAGUGUAAUACAUAGACUAUAUACUGUGGCUAAUGUCCUCUAAAGUACGUAGUUUCGAGAAACUUUCGUAAUCACGAUUUAGAAUACAUUCCGUAAAAUUUCA
Molecule: messenger RNA, 1594 nt
Organism: Coniophora puteana RWD-64-598 SS2
Lineage: Eukaryota; Fungi; Basidiomycota; Agaricomycetes; Boletales; Coniophoraceae
Product: MFS general substrate transporter
Exons: 10
Coding region: 1-1371 (456 amino acids)
Biological process (GO): transmembrane transport
Cellular component (GO): membrane
Molecular function (GO): transmembrane transporter activity
Source: RefSeq, a predicted model, not a curated record